This is a messenger RNA of Coregonus sp. 'balchen', 34432 nucleotides long. The record is from the annotation of a GenBank genome assembly. Lineage: Eukaryota; Metazoa; Chordata; Actinopteri; Salmoniformes; Salmonidae.
AUGCUCUUAUCAGAUGAAGAGGCCAUGCCCGGCGUAGAGGGUCCCCUUGUCGCAGUGACGUUUCAGAAGAAUCCUCACCAAAAACAGAAGUACCUGGAGUCUGAACCGAAAGCAUUGGGGGUAAAUCAUCCUGAGCAAAUACAUGAAGUGUAGUCUGACAGUCUGUAGCUCAUUUUACUUCACCUCUCUCUUCCCCUCCUCAGGUGACUCAGAUUGCCCUCAGUGUGUUCCAUAUCAGUUCUGUCAUUGUCAUUCUUACCAACAGCAUGAGCAUGUUGGUUGAAGAAUUACCACAUAUCAUUGGAUCAGUGUUUGUGAGUGCCAACCAUACAAGUUCUUCCUCUACUCCUUUGAUUGAUGUUAAAUGACAAGCAAAUUAAAGAGUUGAGUGUUCAGACUGUGAGGUUGAUGUGACUCUUACUGUUGUACUCCCUACAGGUGAUCAUAGCUGGGAGUUUGGCCAUAACUGCACAGAAUCUCCAUCUUCCCACUGUAAGUUAUGCAAUUUGUAGGCAAACAAGUUAUUUGAGAAAACAAGUGAUAUAUACUGUACCAGUGGCAUCUCCUCUUCUCUUCUCUGCUCUCCUCUCCUCCCUCUUGUCUCAGCUGAAGGCCUGUCUGGGGAUGCAGGUCGUUGCCUGUGUAGCAUCAGUGUCCAACUUGAUCUUCUCUGUGUCAUACAUGGGAGGACACAAUUAUGGCUGCUGGGAAUACAAUGACGUCAACCACACUGGUCACUACAAAACUUGCCUUUCAGUCACUGUGAGUAUGUACAGACAGUAUGUCAGUAGGUGUUGGAAAUAUUUCAAUGUAAAUGCAUAUGGAGGAAGGGGGAUGUUCAAACUGAGAUGAUAAUAUUGGAUGUUAAAGUGAGCUGAGAAUGUCCUAUCAAAUGUUAUAUGCAAAUAUUACUUGUAAAAUGUGUAAUGAGGCAAAUAUUUCAUACAAUAGGGGAAAAAAACAUGAACCAAAGUACACAUUGCUCCAAUUCUUGUCAACAGGAUUCUGCUGAACAUUACUUUGCUGAGUUGGUCCUGAUACAUACUGCUCUCAUCGCUAUCUCUGUCACGCUGGCUGCCUAUUGCUGCAAGGUGGUCAACUGCUGCUCCCCGGGACCACGAAUGGUGAGUCAGUGUAGAAAUGGAUCCUCUAGAAUCAGAAAUGGACUGGCCAUAGGUCAGUUUUGGCAAACACCAGACGGAUCCAUUGGCCAGUGGGCCAGUCACGGAUCCAUUGGCCAGUGGGCCAGUCUAAAUUGGGGAUUUAUUGCAGAAUUAUCAUGAAUUGGAUUAUGAUGGGAAUGACAAGGGAAAGGAAAUGGUCCAGUGAGUUAGAAAUGCCCACGCCAAUUUCUGGUCCCAUGCAGGACAUCCUGCCUAGAAUAGACAUCACCUUGAAAUGCAAAGUUUGGUUGGAGGCCUACCAAUACUAUGCCUGUGGUGUGUCUAGAAUGGGCUGAGUGGCCUGUUCACAUCAUUCAAAUAUUGUAUUUGUCCAGAUACCAAACAGAACAUCUGCAUUAUCAUCAGAAAUGGAAUGUUGUUAUAACAUGACGGUUAUAACCUCUUAAUUGAGUGUGUGAGUUCUCUCUUCUAGCCGGUGAUCACAGUCCAAGUCCCUCCUGCUCAGCAAUGAGGAGCGAUACCAUGUGAGGACCAACCAAGACAAGAGAUCCAACCCCUUAACCAACCAGCAAAAAACAUGUCUUAUACUUCCGUCAACAAAAAUAUUUUAGGCCUAUAUUCCUACACAUACACUGAGUGUACAACACAUUAAGAACACUGUGCUUCCCACAGUUAUGUCAAGAUGGCUGGAUGUCCUUUGGAUGGUGGACCGUUCUUGAUAUACACGGGAAACUGUUAAGUGUGAAAAACCCAGCAGCGCUGCAGUUCUUGACACAAACCGGUGCACCUAACAACUACUACCAUACCCCUGUUCAGAGGCACUUAAAUAUUUUGUCUUGCCCACUCACCCUCUGAAUGGCACACAUACACAAUCCAUGUCUCAAUAGUCUCAAGGCUUAAAAAUCCUUCUUCAACCUGUCUCCUCCCCUUCAUCUACACUGAUUGAAAUGGAUUUAACAAGUGACAUCAAUAAGGGGUCAAUGCUUUCAACUGGAUUCACCUAGUCAGUAUAUGUCAUGGAACGAGCAGUUCAUAAUGUUUUGUGCAUUCAGUGUAAGUCACGCUGAUGGAUUUAAUUUUGUAAUUAAAAACUGUUUGGCAUGAUGUAGCCUAAUGUGAGUUACAUUUUAUUAGGGGUCCUAGCAGGUGCAGGAACCAUAUUGUUUUGUUAGUGUUCUUAUUAUAUUUCCUGGGUCUUCCUCAUUUUGGUCAAUUUCUCCACAACCGAUUGGUAAAAAGUUGUACAAAAAUAUAUAUAAAAUAGUAACAAAUGGGAGGAUGGAGAACCCCUACAUUUUGAUCUAGGGAGGGUUUAUUAAUGGCUUACAACUCACCAAUAAAUAGGUUUACAACCGGCCAAGCGGCUAUGUGGGUUAAAGCAUGGUGCUGGCAACACCAAGAGGUUGGAGUUGAUUCCCACAUGGACCACAUACUAAUAUAAGUAGCUUUAGAUAAAAGAUAAAAGUAGCUUUAGAUAAAAGCAUCUACCAAUGACCAUAUCAUUAUCAUAUGAUAUCACAAUGUAAAGAACACAAUUCAAUAUCAUUACAAUUUUUUUCAAUGUGCAUGAAAAGUGAUAAAGUAGUGGCUGGAACAUUAACAUAAGUUAAUCUAUUGUUUCUCUUCAAUGACAACACAUUCAUAACGCGUCUCAAAGUAGGACUAAUGAUCUAGAGUCAGUUUUGCAUUUUAGAUCAUAAUUAAUAUAAGAUUACAUGGACAGGGGGGACCAGAUCCUAGAUCAGCUCUCCCACUCUGAGACGCUUUAUGAAUAUUGGCCAAGAGGUUCAAUUUGUAUUACAAUGCUGCCCCUUUGUGGCUAAUGCAGCACUAAAAUGCUGCUAGAUAUGAAGUGCCCAUUUCUUCUAAUCAAUUUUUAGAUGGUAGAUUUGGAGUAAUGGUAAAUGGAUAAUGAAAGUGUUAUGAGCAAAGGUUAGAGGUAAGAGGUACAGGGGCAAGGGUACAGCUACAAAGCCUUAUGCAAAGCCUAAAGAGCUGAAUGAAAUCCAAGAGCUGAAUAAACAGACACAAUAUUACAGUGAUUAUAUGAUUGAGGACUCGAUUCAAUCAGAUUCGGCUAACCCACAUAGCUGGUGUUUUGAUGGUGUCGGAGGUGGAACCGCUUUAGACCUGUCAAAUCCACAAGAGGCUCCCGGUGUGGUGACACUGAUGGUUUCUUUGAACUGAUGGCUUCUGCAGUGGUGGCUAGAGAAUACAGAUUUUAGCUAAGCCUAACCCUUUUCCCAACCUUAACCUAAUUCUCCUAACGUGCUACUUCAAUUUUCCUAACCUUCAAUUUUAAUUAUUCUAACCUGCUACUUUAAUUCUCCUAAAAUGCUACAUUAAUUCUCCAAACUGCUACUAUACAGCCAGUGAUUUUUGUGCUUCACACCAGAGUAAAAUAGUCUCAGCGCAAUGAUCUAAGAGCUGGGGUGUGCAAAACCUUGCAUUCUAUCACAGAUCCUAAAUAAUUUGCUGUCUAGAAAAUGUAUUAAAAUGCAUAACCUUGUCAAACGAAACAUAAAAACAACAAUGUAAAAGGAUUGAUGGGACAAUGGUGGACACGCUAUUGUUAUAUUAGCUUUUAUUUGUUCCAAUCAAAGAGCAAAUUAGGUAAAUGAGUAAGACUUGACUUCCUGGUUUUCUGAGGCUUGUCUGGAACUUUAAUCUGCCAGUGUGUCUACAGCUGUAGAGGAAAUUACAGUACCUUCAUUUAAUGGCUCCUUUCAGAGAAACAAUGUGUUGGUGGUUGAUCAUGGAGUUGUAGGAAAAUAAACCUAGGGCACCAGUUGACUGUAGUUUAUCAGUCCUCAGUUCUUUAUCAGUUGGUUGUACAGGGCAACAACACCCUGACUCUGACUCCUAUCAACCUGCCUCAUUAGAUGAAUAAGCUGAGGGUAAGACAUAUGCUGCAUCUGAAAUGGCACCCUACCCUAUAUAGUGUACUACUUAGGGUGUCAUUUCAAACACAGUAAUAGUCUACAACACUUUGCCAGUCAAAACCAUCAGUUAGAAUUUCCUGUCCUGCACUGAGGAAAUCUAACAGUUAAGGGGGAGGAGUGUGUAAGACUGCAGAGGGGUCAAAUUCCUCUGACGACAAGGGGGCGGGAUUGGAUAAAAAAUUACGGGGCACAAAAAGAGUUGAGGGGCGUUGGUGGUUUUGCUCAGAAUUUCCGUCAAAGGAAGUCUAAAGCAGACUAUUUUUAAGAUUAUCGAAGAUUUCAGAGAUCUUAAUAGCAUCCAACUGUUAUGGCAGGUAAAACAAAUAUAAUUGAAUUGCAUGGUUAGUAAAAACAAGAUAAUCUGGACUCUGAUCUGCAUGUUUGCUUUAAAAACAAACGCAAUCUCAUACCAGAACAUUUGCAUGUGAUCAUUUCAAUAUUUUCAGUCAAUUGGGUUGUAUUACAGUAGGUUCAGCAGUCUAUUGCUAGACAGUUUACUCAAAUGCUCUUAUCAGAUGAAGAGGCCAUGCCCGGCGUAGAGGGUCCCCUUGUCACAGUCACAUUUCAGAGGACUCCUCACCAAAAACAGAAGUACCUGGAGUCUGAACCGAAAGCAUUGGGGGUAAAUCAUCCUGAGCAAAUAAAAGUGUAGUCUGGCAAUCCAUUUAAAUGUCACUAUAAUGUAUUAUAAUCUAUGAAAUGUAAUUUAAUGUUAUUUAAUCUGUAGCUCAUUGUACUUUAUCUCUCUCUCUCUUCUCCUCCUCAGGUGACUCAGAUUGCCCUCAGUGUGUUCAAUAUCAGUUCUGUCAUUGUCAUUUUCAACAACAGCAUGAGCAUUUUUGUUGAAGACUUAUCCCAAAUCAUUGGAUCAGUGUUUGUGAGUGACCAUCAUACAUGUGCCCCCUGUACUCACUUGACUGAUGUUAAAUUACAAGAAAAUGAAAGAGUUGAGUGUUUAGAGGUUAACAUGACUUUUACUGUUGUACUCUCUACAGGUGAUCAUAGCUGGGAGUUUGGCCAUAGCUGCACAACAUCUCCAUCUUCCCACUGUAAGUUAUGCAAUUUGUAGGCGUACAAGUUCUUUGAGAAAACAAGUGAUAUAUACUGUACCAGUGGCAUCUCCUCUUCUCUGCUCUCCUCUCCUCCCUCUGUCUCAGCUGAAGGCCUGUCUGGGGAUGCAGGUAGUUGCCUGUGUAGCAUCAGUGUUCAACUUGAUCUUCUCUGUGUCAAACAUGGCUGGACACAAAUAUGGUUAUGGCUGCUGGAAAUACGUUGAAAUCAACAGCACUGAUCACGACAAUACUUGCUAUUCAUUCAAAGUGAGUAUGUACAGACAGUAUGUCAGUAUGUGUUGGAUAUAAUUCAAUGUAAAUGGAUGUGGAGAAAGGGGAUGUUCAAACUGGGAUGCUCACAUUAGAUGUUAAAGUGGGCUGAGUUUAAGAAUAUCCUAUCAAAUAUUUCAUGCAAAUACGUCAUACAAUAGGAAAAAACAUGAAACAAAGUACACAUUGCUCCAUUUCUUGUCAACAGGAUUCUACUGCACAUUACUUUGCUGAGUUGGUCCUGAUACAUACUGCUCUCAUCGCUAUCUCUGUCACGCUGGCUGCCUACUGCUGCAAGGUGGUCAACUGCUGCUCCCCGGGACCACGAAUGGUGAGUCAGUGUAGAAAUGGAGCCAAUAGAAUCAGAAACGGACUGGCCAUAGGUCAGUACUGGCAAAUGCCAGACAGAUCCAUUGGCCUGUGGGCCAGUCUAAAUUUUGGUUUUAUCGUUGAAUUAUCAUGAUUUGGCUUAUGAUAGGAACGACAAGGGAAAGAAAAUGGUCCAGUGAGUUGUAAAUGCACAUGCCGAUUUCUGGUCCCAUGCAGUCCAUGACUUCCUAGAACAGACAACACCUUGAAAUGCAAAGUUUGGUUGGAGGCCUACCAAUACUAUGCCUGUGGUGUGUCUAGAAUGGGCUGAGUGGCGUGUUCUCAUCAUUCAAAUAUUGUAUUUGUCCAGAUACCAAACAGAACAUCUGCAUUAUCAUCAGAAAUGGAAUGUUGUUAUAACAUGACGGUUAUAACCUCUUAAUUGAGUGUGUGAGUUCUCUCUUCUAGCCGGUGAUCACAGUCCAAGUCCCUCCUGCUCAGCAAUGAGGAGCGAUACCAUGUGAGGACCAACCAAGACAAGAGAUCCAACCCCCUAACCAACCAGCAAAUAUUUUAGGCCUAUAUUCCUACACAUACACUGAGUGUACAAAACAUUAAGAACACUGUGCUUCCCACAGUUAUGUCAAGAUGGCUGGAUGUCCUUUGGAUGGUGGACCGUUCUUGAUAUACACGGGAAACUGUUAAGUGUGAAAAACCCAGCAGCGCUGCAGGUCUUGACACAAACCAGUGCGCCUGGCACCUACUACCAUAUCCCGUUCAAAGGUACUUAAAUCUUUUGUCUUGCCCACUCACCCUCUGAACGGCACACAUACACAAUCCAUGUCUCAAUAGUCUCAAAACUUAAAAAUCCUUCUUCAACCUGUCUCCUCUCCUUCAUCUACACUGAUUUAAGUGGAUUUAACAAGUGACAUCAAUAUGGGAUCAAUGCUUUCAACUGGAUUCACCUAGUCAGUAUAUGUCAUGGAACGAACAGUUCAUAAUGUUUUGUGCACUCAGUGUAAGUCACGCUGAUGGAUUUAUGUUUGUAGUUAAAAACUGCUUGACAUGAUGUAGCCUAAUGUGAGUUCCAUUUUAUUAGAGGUCCUAGCAGGUGCAGGAACUAUAUUGUUUUGUUACUGUUGUCAUUAUAUUUCCUGGGUCUUCCUCCUUUUGGUCAAUAUCUCCACAACCAAUUGGUAAAAAGUUGUAAAAAAAAUAAAAUAAAAAAAUAAAUAAAUGUCAGGUUGGAAGAACCCUUAUAUUAUGAUAUAUGGACGGUUUCUAAAUGGCUUACUAUUCACCAAUAAAGAAUAUACAUAGGUUUACUACUGGCUCGUCGGCUAUGUGGGUUAGAGCAUGGUGCUGUCAACACCAGGGGGUUGGAGUGAUUCCCACAUGUGCCACAUACUGAAUGUAAGUAUCACUGGCAACUGUAAUUUGAGUCACUUUAGAUAAAAGUUUCUACCAAUGACCAUAUCAUUAUCAUGUGGUAUCACAGUGGAAAGAACCCAAUUCAAUAUCAUUCCCAUUAUUUCAAUGUGCAUGAACAAUGACAAAGUAGUAGUGGCUGGAACAUGAAAGUUAUUCUAUUGUUUCUAUUCUGUGAGCAACUAGCUCUCACUGUCUCACGUCAGAAUUUGACGUUCAUCCAUAUUCCUCAAACAUCACUUUUUUGACGUUGUUGCAAACCUCAAAUUUCAAAGUGUUUAAUGUUAAGUUUAGUCAUUAAAUCCAAAAUCUUAAGGUUAGGCAUUAACUCAGAAUGGUUAAGGUAAGGUUUAAGGAUUGGGAUAGGCUUAAAACACUUGAUUUGAACUUGCAACCUAUGGAAUCAGAGUCAGAUGCUUACGCCCAUCCCCUAGCAAAACAGAAGCCUACUUGAAUGUAACAGCGCUCACUGUUGCCCAUAGUGGCCGGUUUCCAAGUCACCUCCUGACGUCCUUAGACAGAGAUGGACGUCGAAUACUGACUCGUAUAACAGGUGACCUGGCUGCAGUGAGAUCACAACAUUAUCAAUGGGCCCACAUUCAUGAAGCGACUCAGAGUAGGACUAAUGAUGUAGGAUCAAUUGAGCCUUUUAUCAUAAUGAAUAUCAGAUUACAUGGACAGUGGGAACCUGAUCCUAGAUCAGCUCUCCCACUGAGACGCUUUAUGAAUAAUGGCCCAGAGGUUCAAUUUGUAUUACAAUGCCACCCUUUGUGGAUAACGCAGCACUAGAUAUCAAUUUGUAGAUGGUAGAUUUGGAGUAAUGGAUAACUAUAAUGUUAUGAGCAAGGGAUAGAGGUAAGAGGCAGAGGGGCAAGGGUACAGCUACAAGUUUUAUCCAAAGCCUAAAGAGUUCAAUUAAAUCAUAGAACUGAAUAAACUGACACAAUAUGACUAUUAUUAUAUGAUUGAGAGCUCGAUUCAAUUUGAUUUACGCUAGCUGACACCCGCAUAGCUGGUGUUUUCACGCUGUCGGAAGUGGAAAAGGGUUAGACCUGUCAAAUCCACAAGCGGCUCUCGGUGUGGUGACACUGAUUAUUUCUCGGAACUGAUGGCUUCUACGGAUGUGGCUAGAGUACAGCAUUUUAGCUAAGCCUAACCCUUUUCCAAACCUUAACCUAAUUCUCCUAAACUGCUACUUUAAUUCUUCUAACUUCUACUUUACAGCCAGUGAUUUUUGUGCUUCACACCAGAGUAACAUAGCCCCAGCUCAAUGAUCUAAGAGCUGGGGUGUGCAAAACCUUGCAUGCUUUCUGUCACACAUCCUAAACAAUUUGCUGCCUAGAAAAUGUAUGGUAAUGCAUAACCUGGUCAAAUGAAACAUGAAAACAACAAGGUAAUAGGAUUGAUGGGACAAUGGUGGACAUGUUAUUGUUGAUGAUAUUAGCUUUUAUUUGUUCCAAUUAAAGAGGUUGAUGGGUAAGUCUUGACUUCCUGGUUUUCUGAGACUUUGCUCUGCCGGUGUGUCUACAGCCAUAGAUGAAAUUACAGUACCUUCAUUUAAUGUCUCCUCUCAGAGAAAUAAUGUGUUGGUGGAUGAUCAUGGAGUUGACUGUAGUUUACCAGUCCUCUGUUUUUCAUGAGUUGGUUCUACAGAACAACAACAACCUGACUCUGACUCCUAUCAACCUGCCUCAUUAGAUGGAUAAGCUGAGGGUAAGACAUAUGAUGCGUCUGAAAUGGCACCCUUUUCCCUAUAUAGUGUACUACUUAGGGUGUCAUUCUAAACACAGUCAUAGUCUACAACAAGUUUCUAGUUACAGUUAAGGGGGAGGAGUGUGUGAGCCUGCAGAUGGGUCAAAUUCCUCUGACAACAAGGGGGCGGGAUUUGAUAAAAAAUAACAGGGCACACAAAGAGUUUAGGGGCGUUGAUGGUUUUGCUCAGAAUUUCCAUCAAGGAAGUCAAAAGUUGACUAUUUUAAAGAGUAUCAAAGAUUUUAGAGAUCUUAAUAACAUCCAACAGUUACGGCAGGUAAAACAAAUAUCAUUGAAUUGCAUGGUUAGCAAACAUAAGAUAAUCUGGACUCUCAUCUGCAUGUUUGCAUUGAAAAUAAAUUGAAAACAAACCCAACUUUGAAUAGCCUACUCUCUCAUUUUCAGCAGGGAUGAAGCCAAAGUUCUCAAUCUCUGCAGUUCUUGACACAAACCGGUGCGCCUGGCACCUACUACCAUAUCCCGUUCAAAGGUACUUAAAUCUUUUGUCUUGCCCACUCACCCUCUGAACGGCACACAUACACAAUCCAUGUCUCAAUCGUCUCAAGGCUUAAAAAUCCUUCUUGAACCUGUCUCCUCCCCUUCAUCUACACUGAUUUAAGUGGAUUUAACAAGUGACCUCAAUAAGGGAUCAAUGCUUUCAACUGGAUUCACCUGGUCAGUAUAUGUCAUGGAACGAACAGUUCAUAAUGUUUUGUGCACUCAGUGUAAGUCACGCUGAUGGAUUUAUUUUUGUAAUUAAAAACUGUUUGACAUGAUGUAGCCUAAUGUGAGUUACAUUUUAUUAGGGGUCCUAGCAGGUGCAGGAACCAUAUUGUUUUGUUAGUGUUCUUAUUAUAUUUCCUGGGUCUUCCUUAUUUUUGGUCAAUUUCUCCACAACCGAUUGUUAUAAGUCGCUUUAGAUAAAAGCAUCUACCAAUUACCAUAUCAUUAUCAUAUGAUAUCACAAUGUAAAGAACACAAUUCAAUAUCAUUACCAAUAUUUCAAUGUGCAUGAAAAGUGAUAAAGUAGUGGCUGGAACAUUAACAGAAGUUAAUCUAUUGUUUCUCUUCAAUGACAGCGCAUUCAUAACGCGUCUCAAAGUAGGACUAAUGAUCUAGAGUCAGUUUUGCAUUUUAGAUCAUAAUUAAUAUAAGAUUACAUGGACAGGGGGGACCAGAUCCUAGAUCAGCUCUCCCACUCUGAGACGCUUUAUGAAUACGGGCCAAGAGGUUCAAUUUGUAUUACAGUGCUGCUCCUUUGUGGCUAAUGCAGCACUGGAAAUCGAUUUUUAGAUGGUAGAUUUGGAGUAAUGGUAAAUGGAUAACGAUAGUGUUAUGAGCAAGGUUCAGAGGUAAGAGAUACAGGGGCAAGAGUACAGCUACAAAGCCUUAUGCAAAGCCUAAAGAGAUGAAUGAAAUCCAAGAGCUGAAUAAACAGACACAAUAUUAUAGUGAUUAUAUGAUUGAGGACUCGAUUCAAUCAGAUUCGGCUAGCCAACACCCGCAUAGCUGGUGUUUUGACAGUGUCGGAGGUGGAACCGCUUUAGACCUGUCAAAUCCACAAGAGGCUCCCGGUGUGGUGACACUGAUGGUUUCUUUGAACUGAUGGCUUCUGCGGUUGUGGCUAGAGUAUACAGAAUUUUAGCUAAGCCUAACCCUUUUUCCAACCUUAACCUAAUUCUCCUAACGUGCUACUUCAAUUUUCCUAACCUUCUACUUUAAUUAUCCUAACAUGCUACUUUAAAUAUCCUAAAAUGCUACUUUAAUUCUCCAAACUGCUACUAUACAGCCAGUGAUUUUUGUGCUUCACACCAGAGUAAAAUAGUCUCAGCGGAAUGAUCUAAGAGCUGGGGUGUGCAAAACCUUGCAUUCUGUCACACAUCCUAAACAAUUUGCUGUCUAGAAAAUGUAUUUAAAUGCAUAACCUUGUCAAACGAAACAUAAAAACAACAAUGUAAAAGGAUUGAUGGAACAAUGGUGGACAUGCUAUUGUUGUAUUAGCUUUUAUUUGUUCCAAUCAAAGAGCAAAUUAGGUAAAUGAGUAAGACUUGACUUCCUGGUUUUCUGAAGCUUGUCUGGAACUUUGCUCUGCCGGUGUGUCUACAGCUGUAGAGGAAAUUACAGUACCUUCAUUUGAUGUCUCCUCUCAGAGAAAUAAUGUGUUGGUUGAUGAUCAUGGAGUGUAGGAAAAUAAACCUAGGGCACCAGUUGACUGUAGUUUAUCAGUCCUCAGUUCUUUAUCAGUUGGUUGUACAGGGCAACAACACCCUGACUCUGACUCCUAUCAACCUGCCUCAUUAGAUGAAUAAGCUGACGGUAAGACAUAUGCUGCAUCUGAAAUGGAACCCUACCCUAUAUAGUGUACAACUUAGGGUGUCAUUCUGAACACAGACAUAGUCUACAACAAUUUUCCAGUCAAAACCAUCAGUUAGAAUUUCCUGUCCGGCACUGAGGAAAUCUAACAGUUAAGGGGGAGGAGUGUGUGAGCCUGCAGAGGGGUCAAAUUCCUCUGACAACAAGGGGGCGGGAUUGGAUAAAAAAUAACGGGGCACAAAAAGAGUUGAGGGGCGUUGGUGGUUUUGCUCAGAAUUUCCGUCAAAGGAAGACUAAAGCAGACUUUUUUCAAGAUUAUCGAAGAUUUCAGAGAUCUUAAUAGCAUCCAACAGUUAUGGCAGGUAAAACAAAUAUAAUUUAAUUGCAUGGUUAGUAAAAACAAGAUAAUCUGGACUCUGAUCUGCAUGUUUGCUUUAAAAACAAACGCAAUCUCAUACCAGAACAUUUGCAUGUGAACAGCAAUCUGCGCAAUAUGCUGUUCCCAAAGAACAUUUCAAUCUUUUCAGUCAAUUGGGUUGUAUUGUAGUAGGUUCAGCAGUCUAUUGCUAGACAGUUUACUCAAAUGCUCUAAUCAGAUGAAGAGGCCAUGCCCAGCGUAGAGGAUCCCCUUGUCGUAGUCACACUUCAGAGGACUCCUCACCAAAAACAGAAGUACCUGGAGUCUGAACCGAAAGCAGACUUUUUUAAAGAUUAUCGAAGAUUUCAGAGAUCUUAAUAGCAUCCAACAGUUAUGGCAGGUAAAACUAAUAUUGAAAUGCAUGGUUAGCAAAAAUAAGACAAUCUGGACUCUCAUCUGCAUGUUUGCAUUGAAAUCAAAUGGAAAACAAACCCAACUUUGAAUAGCCUACUCUCUCAUUUUCAGCAGGGAUGAAGCCAAAGUUCUCAAUCUCAUACCAGAACAUUUGCAUGCAUUUGAAAAAUCUGUUUUUGCAAAAAGCUUCAAUGUCCUGUUGUUUAAUCUUGCGCAAUAUGCUGUUCCGAGAGAACACUUCAAUCUAUUCGGUCAAUUGGGUUGUAUUGCAGUAGGUUUAGCAGUCUAUUGCUAGACAGUUUACUCAAAUGCUCUUUUCAGAUGAAGAGGCCAUGCCCGGCGUAGAGGGUCCCCUUGUCGCAGUGACGUUUCAGAAGAAUCCUCACCAAAAACAGAAGUACCUGGAGGUCGUAGCUCAUUUUACUUCACCUCUCUCUUCUCCUCCUCAGGUGACUCAGAUUGCCCUCAGUGUGUUCAAUAUCAGUUCUGUCAUUGUCAUUUUCAACAACAGCAUGAGCAUGUUUGUUGAAGAAUUACCACAAAUCAUUGGAUCAGUGUUUGUGAGUGCCCACCAUACAAGUUCUUCCUCUACUCCUUUGAUUGAUGUUAAAUGACAAGCAAAUUAAAGAGUUGAGUGUUCAGACUGUGAGGUUGAUGUGACUCUUACUGUUGUACUCUCUACAGGUGAUCAUAGCUGGGAGUUUGGCCAUAACUGCACAGAAUCUCCAUCUUCCCACUGUAAGUUAUGCAAUUUGUAGGCGAACAAGUUAUUUGAGAAAACAAGUGAUAUGUACUGUACCAGUGGCAUCUCCUCUUCUCUGCUCUCCUCUCCUCCCUCUUGUCUCAGCUGAAGGCCUGUCUGGGGAUGCAGGUCGUUGCCUGUGUAGCAUCAGUGUCCAACUUGAUCUUCUCUGUGUCAUACAUGGGAGGACACAAUUAUGGCUGCUGGGAAUACAAUGACGUCAACCACACUGGUCACUACAAAACUUGCCUUUCAGUCACUGUGAGUAUGUACAGACAGUAUGUCAGUAGGUGUUGGAAAUAUUUCAAUGUAAAUGCAUAUGGAGGAAGGGGGAUGUUCAAACUGAGAUGAUAAUAUUGGAUGUUAAAGUGAGCUGAGAAUGUCCUAUCAAAUGUUAUAUGCAAAUAUUACUUGUAAAAUGUGUAAUGAGGCAAAUUUGUCAUACAAAAGGGCAAAAAAACAUGAACCAAAGUACACAUUGCUCCAAUUCUUGUCAACAGGAUUCUACUGCACAUUACCUUGCUGAGUUGGUCCUGAUACAUACUGCUCUCAUCGCUAUCUCUGUCACGCUGGCUGCCUACUGCUGCAAGGUGGUCAACUGCUGCUCCCCGGGACCACGAAUGGUGAGUCAGUGUAGAAAUGGAGCCAAUAGAAUCAGAAACGGACUGGCCAUAGGUCAGUACUGGCAAAUGCCAGACAGAUCCAUUGGCCAGUGGGCCAGUCUAAAUGUUGGUUUUAUCGUUGGAUUAUCAUGAUUUUAUCAUGAUAGGAACGACAAGGGAAGAAAAUGGUCCAGUGAGUUGUAAAUGCACACGCCAAUUUCUGGUCCCAUGCAGUCCAUGACUUCCUAGAACAGACAUCACCUUGAAAUGCAAAGUUUGGUUGGAGGCCUACCAAUACUAUGCCUGUGGUGUGUCUAGAAUGGGCUGAGUGGCCUGUUCACAUCACUCAAAUAUUGUAUUUGUCCAGAUACCAAACAGAACAUCUGCAUUAUCAUCAGAAAUGGAAUGUUGUUAUAACAUGACGGUUAUAACCUCUUAAUUGAGUGUGUGAGUUCUCUCUUCUAGCCGGUGAUCUCAGUCCAAGUUCCUCUUGCUCAGCAAUGAGGAGCGAUACCAUGUGAGGACCAACCAAGACAAGAGAUCCAACCCUACUAACCAACCAGCAAAAACAUUUCUUAUACAUCAACUAAAAUAUUGUAGGCCUAUAUGCCUAGACAUAUGUCACACUGAUGGAUUUAUUUUUGUAAUAAAAAAAAAACAUUUAGACAUACGGUGAGGGAAAAAAGUAUUUGAUCCCCUGCUGAUUUUUUACGUUUGCCCACUGACAAAGACAUGUUCAGUCUAUAAUUUUAAUGGUAUGUUUAUUUGAACAGUGAGAGACAGAAUAACAACACAAAUAUAUACAUUGAUUUGCAUUUUAAUGAGGGAAAUAAGUAUUUGACCCCUCUGCAAAACAUGACUUAGUACUUGGUGGCAAAACCCUUGUUGGCAACACAGAUGUCAGACGUUUCUUGUAGUUGGCCACCAGGUUUGCACACAUCUCAGGAGGGAUUUUGUGCCACUCCUCUUUGCAGAUCUUCUCCAAGUCAUUAAGGUUUCGAGGCUGACGUUUGGCAACUCGAACCUUCAGCUCCCUCCACAGAUUUUCUAUGGGAUUAAGGUCUGGAGACUGGCUAGGCCACUCCAGGAACUUAAUGUGCUUCUUCUUGAGCCACUCCUUUGUUGCCUUGGCCGUGUGUUUUGGGUCAUUGUCAUGCUGGAAUUCCCAUCCACGACCCAUUUUCAAUGCCCUGGCUGAGGGAAGGAGGUUCUCACCCAAGAUUUGACGGUACAUGGCCCCGUCCAUCGUCCCUUUGAUUCAGUGAAUUUGUCCUGUCCCCUUAGCAGAAAAACACCCCAAAGCAUAAUGUUUCCACCUCCAUGUUUGACGGUGGGGAUGGUGUUCUUGGGGUCAUAGGCAGCAUUCCUCCUCCUCCAAACACGGCGAGUUGAGUUGAUGCCAAAGAGCUCGAUUUUGGUCUCAUCUGACCACAACAUUUUCACCCAGUUCUCCUCUGAAUCAUUCAGAUGUUCAUUGGCAAACUUCGGACGGGCCUGUAUAUUUGCUUUCUUUAGCAGGGGGACCUUGCGGGCGCUGCAGGAUUUCAGUCCUUCAUGGCGUAGUGUGUUACCAAUUGUUUUCUUGGUGACAAUGGUCCCAGCUGCUUGAGAUCAUUGACAAGAUGCUCCCGUGUAGUUCUGGGCUGCUAAAACUUCUUAAGUAGAUUUACAUUUUAGUCAUUUAGCAGACGCUCUUAUCCAGAGUGACUUACAGUUAGUGUGUGCAUACAUUAUUAUUAUUAUUAUUUAUUUUUUCAUACUGGCCCCCCGUGGGAAUCGAACCCACAACCCUGGCAUUGCAAACGCCAAGCUCUACCAACUGAGCUAUAUCCCUGCCGGCCAUUCCCUCCCCUAACUUGGACGACACCGGGCCAAUUGUGCACCGCCCCAUGGGUCUCCCGGUCGCGACAGGCUACGACAGAGCCUGGAUUCGAACCAGGAUCUCUAGUGGCACAGCUAGCACUGCAAUGCAUGAUGUAGCCUAAUGUGAGUUCUAUUUUAUUAGGUGUCCUAGCAGGUGCAGAACCUUAUUGUUUAUGUUAGUGUUCUAAUUAUAUUUCCUGGGUCUUCCUCCUUUUGGUCAAUAUCUCCACAACUGAUUGGUAAACAAAUAAAAUAAUAAUAAUAACAAAUGGCAGGUUGGUAGAACCCCUACAUUAUGAUCUAUGGAGGGUUUCUAAAUGGCUUACAAUUCACCAAUAAAUUAUAUCCAUAUGUUUACAACCAGCUAGGCAGCUAUGUGGGUUAGAUCAUGGUGCUGUCAAAACUAGGGUGUUGGAGUGAUUCCCACAUGGGGCACAUAUUGAAUGUAAGUAUCACUGGCAAUUGUAAUAUAAGUAGCUUUAGAUAAAAGCAUCUACCAAUGACCAUAUCAUUAUCAUAUGAUAUCACAAUGUAAAGAACUGUGAUGGAACAUUUUAUGUUUGUGCUUUUCUGUGUUCAUGCAAGUGACUGAUUGAACGAACCCUCACUAUCAGUAUCUGCAAUUUGGCAGUACGCCCAGACACUUGUUUUCAGUUUCAAGCUCUCAGCUUAGAGAAGAAGCCUCGUGAGGUAUUUGUCUAUCCCUUAAAUGACCCAGUAUUGGUCGGUCACAUGAAUGACGCAAACGUUAAUGAUGAAUUAAUUAUGAAUCAAUAAGCUAAAUCAUGCAAAUAUAACUUGUCUGUAUAUAAGAGAUCUUGACAGAUGUUCACCAUGGUGCAUCAAGUUUGUUGGAACCUCUCCAGUUAACUGUUGAUAAACAAUGAUUAAUUUAAGAUUGACUUUGAGUGUCCCAUGUGUAAGAAUUUUCACUACAAUUUGGCAUCAAUGAACAGGAUGAUUGAUUCUGCCUGCUGAGAAUGGCGCAUUUUAUGAAGCGUGAGGGAAAUUCCUGUCUGACCAAAAGACGAUGAGACCCGCCCAGACCAGACCCUUACUGUGAGCUUCCCAGGAGGAGACACAUCAUCCGCAAACAAUUGAAGGACGGCAACUGAUUUCAGUAAGUCAAUUUAAAUGAAUUUGUAUAAAAAUACAAAUAAAUUAUAAAAAAUUAAAUGAAGGCGAGUAACGCAUAAAAAGGUACCCACAGUCUUAUAGAGAGAAGGCUAUUCACUAGUCUUAUGAGAAGACUAGAGCGAGGGCGUAAUGGUACCAUGGAAAGCCCUGCUGACAGCUGUCUGUAGGCAUUUAUAAGAAAUGUCUACGUGGUCUGCAGCCACUACAAAUAACACAAGGUGUUAUUGAAUACGGGGUGUUAUUUAUACGUAUUGGAAGUAGCGACAAGAGAACCGUUGAAGAUGCACAUGGGGUAAUAAGGGAGAUUACCGAGCGUGUUUGGGAAUAGUACUAAGUGAACGUGGAUGUGAAACUUCUAUGAUGGUGAGAGAUGACAUAUUAAGCUGAUUUACAUUUGGCUGAUUAAAAUGUGAAUAAUAAAUGGAUUUAAAUUAUUACUAUUAAGAUUGAAACUUGGAUAGUAAGCUGAUUGAAAUUUGGAUAAUAAGACACUGAAAUUGAGCUAUAACGUACUGAGUGAAUGAGAGCUGUCAGGGGACUAGCUCCAGUGUGAAUGUGAGUUGAGUUUUCUAGUUCUGUGUGAGAGAGCUUUCCCAUCUAUAACGUUAUAUAGGGGUUCCGUCCACCACCACCCAUCAUAGUCUGGGACUACUAAUAAUAGCACAGGGUGUUCAAAUAAAAUAAAAUACAAUUUUAUUGGCCACAUGAGCCGAAUACAACAGGUGCAGACAUUACAGUGAAAUGCUUACUUACAGCCCUUAACCAACAGUGCAUUUAUUUUUAAUAAAAAAGUAGAAUAAAACAAAAAAGUGUUGAGAAAAAAAGAGCAGAAGUAAAAUAAAUUAACAUUAGGGAGGCUAUAUAUACAGGGGGGUACCGGUGCAGAGUCAAUGUGCGGGGGCACCGGCUAGUUGAGGUAGUUGAAGUAAUAUGUACAUGUGGGUAGAGUUAAAGUGACUAUGCAUAAAUAAUUAACAGAGUAGCAGCAGCGUAAAAAGAUGGGGUGGGGGGGGAAGUGCAAAUAGUCUGGGUAGCCAUGAUUAGCUGUUCAGGAGUGUUAUGGCUUGGGGGUAGAAGCUGUUGAGAAGUCUUUUGGACCUAGACUUGGCACUCCGGUACCGCUUGCCGUGCGGUAGCAGAGAGAACAGUCUAUGACUAGGGUGGCUGGAGUCUUUGACAAUUUUGAGGGCCUUCCUCUGACACCGCCUGGUAUAGAGGUCCUGGAUGGCAGGAAGCUUGGCCCCAGUGAUGUACUGGGCCGUACACACUACCCUCUGUAGUGCCUUGCGGUUGGAGGACAAGCAGUUGCCAUACCAGGCGGUGAUGCAACCAGUCAGGAUGCUCUCGAUGGUGCAGCUGUAGAAUUUUUUGAGGAUCUGAUGACCCAUGCCAAAUCUUUUCAGUCUCCUGAGGGGGAAUAGGCUUUGUCGUGCCCUCUUCACGACUGUCUUGGUGUGUUUGGACCAUGAUAGUUCGUUGGUGAUGUGGACACCAAGGAACUUGAAGCUCUCAACCUGUUCCACUACAGCCCCGUCGAUGAGAAUGGGGGCGUGCUCAGUCCUCUUUUUUUUCCUGUAGUCCACAAUCAUCUCAUUUGUCUUGGUCACGUUGAGGGAGAGGUUGUUAUCCUGGCACCACAUGGCCAGGUCUCUGACCUCCUCCCUAUAGGCUGUCUCGUCGUUGUCGGUGAUCAGGCCUACCACUGUUGUGUCGUCGGCAAACUUAAUGAUGGUGUUGGAGUCAUGCCUGGCCAUGCAGUCAUGGGUGAACAGGGAGUACAGGAGGGGACUGAGCACGCACCCCUGAGGGGCCCCCGUGUUGAGGAUCAGUGUGGCAGAUGUGUUGUUACCUACCCUUACCACCUGGGGGCGGCCCGUCAGGAAGUCCAGGAUCCAGUUGAAGAGGGAGGUGUUUAGUCCCAGGAUCCUUAGCUUAGUGAUGAGCUUUGAGGGCACUAUGGUGUUGAAUGCUGAGCUGUAGUCAAUGAAUAGCAUUCUCACGUAGGUGUUCCUCUUGUCCAGGUGGGAAAGGGCAGUGUGGAGUGCAAUAGAGAUUGCAUCAUCUGUGGAUCUGUUGGGGCGGUAUGCAAAUUUGAGUGGGUCUAGGGUUUCUGGGAAAAUGGUGUUGAUGUGAGCCAUGACCAGCCUUUCAAAGCACUUCAUGGCUACAGACGUCAGUGCUACGGGUCGGUAGUCAUUUAGGCAGGUUAUCUUAGAGUCCUUGGGCACGGGGACUAUUGUGGUCUGCUUGAAACAUGUUGGUAUUACAGACUCAGUCAGGGACAUGUUGAAAAUGUCAGUGAAGACACUUGCCAGUUGGUCAGCGCAUGCUCGGAGUACACGUCCUGGUAAUCCGUCUGGCCCUGUGGCCUUGUGAAUGUUGACCUGCUUAAAAGUCUUACUCACAUCGGCUACGGAGAGCGUGAUCACAUAGUCAUCCGGAACAGCUGGUGCUCUCAUGCAUGCUUCAGUGUUGCUUGCCUCGAAGCGAGCAUAGAAGUGGUUUAGCUCGUCUGGAAGUCUUGUGUCACUGGGCAGCUCGCGGCUGUGCUUCCCUUUGUAGUCUCUAAUAGUUUUCAAGCCCUGCCACAUCCGACGAGUGUCAGAGCCGGUGUAGUACGAUUCAAUCUUAAUCCUGUAUUGACUCUUUGCCUGUUUGAUGGUUCGUCGGAGGGCAUAGCGGGAUUUCUUAUAAGCGUCCGGGUUAGAGUCCCACUCCUUGAAAGCGGCAGCUCUACGCUUUAGCUCAGUGCGGAUGUUUCCUGUAAUCAUUGGCUUCUGGUUGGGGUAUGUAUGUACGGUCACUGUGGGGACGACAUCAUCGAUGCACUUAUUGAUGAAGCCAGUGACUGAUGUGGUGUACUCCUCAAUGCUAUCUGAAGAAUCCACGUACUGAUGAGGGGAUAUGAACCAGGUGUGUGUAAUAAACAAGACAAAACAAAUGGAAUGAUGAGAUGAGGAGCGGCAGUGUUUAUAAGGCCAGUGACAAUGAACACCGAAGCCUGCCCGAACAAGGAGAGGAGGCAGCUUCGGAGGAAGUCUUGACAGUGCCCCCCCCCCCCCUUGACACGCAGCAGCGCACCGACACCAACCUCGGGGACGGCCAGGAGGACGCAGAGCAGGGCAAGCCGGAUGGUGACGGUGGAAAUCCCGCAACAGGGAGGGAUCAAGGAUAUCCCUCUCCGGGACCCAGCACCGCUCCUCCGGACUGUACCCCUCCAACUCCAAGAGGUACUGAAGGCCCCCCACCCAACGCCUGGAAUCCAGCAUGGAACGAACGGAGUACGCCGGGGCCCCCUCGAUGUCCAGAGGGGGCGGAGGAACCUCCCGCAACUCAGACUCCUGGAGCGGACCAGUAACCACCGGCCUGAGGAGAGACACAUGGAACGAGGGGUUAAUACAGUAAUCUGGAGAGAGUAAUAACCUAUAUGUAACCUCGUUUAUCCUCCUCAGGACUUUAAACGGCCCCACAAACCGCGGGCUCAGCUUCCGGCAGGGCAGGCGGAGGGGCAGAUUCCGGGUCGAGAGCCAGACACGAUCACCAGGCCUCACUGCGGUGGCGGUCAGCGUUGGCCUUCUGGCGAAGCACGGCGCGCCGAAGUUGGACGUGAGCAGCGUUCCACGUCUCCUCCGUGCACUGAAACCAGCCAUCCACCGCAGGAGCUUCGCUCUGGCUCUGAUGCCACAGUGCCAGAACCGGCUGAUAACCUAAAACACAUUGAAAUGGCGAUAGGUUAGUGGAGGAGUGGCGGAGAGAGUUCUGGGCAUAUUCGGCCCAUGGCAAGAACACCGACCACUCCCCCGGCUGGUCCUGGCAGUAGGACCGCAGGAACCUACCCACAUCCUGAUUCACCCGUUCCACCUAACCAUUACUCUCGGGAAGAAACCCAGAGUCAGGCUGACCGAGACCCCCAGACGUUCCAUGAACGCAGUUAAAGGUACUGAUAAAGAAAUGUGUGAGUAAGAUAUGACUAAAAUGUCACACCCUCAGUUAAACUAAUAAUGUAUGACUAUUAGUAGACUAGAGCUUAGAGAGUUAAUCAAAUGUGUUUAUAUAAGAUGCAUAUUUGCCCAGCAACAGAGUAUUUGUGUCUUGUAAUUAGGCAAGCAGAAGUGCAAAACGAUUGAAACCAAUAACAGGAGACCGGUUCCCACACAGGGAGGGGGAGUGAAAAAGGCUUGCAGAAUAUUGUGAGAACAGCGAUAACUAUAUAUGGGAAUAGAGAAUAAAUGCAGCCUGCCCGAGCAAGGAGUAGACUAUGAUAAGAACGUGUGUGUGUGUGUGUGUGUGUAUGUCUGUGUAUGUAUGUGUGUGUGUGUGUGUAUGUGUGACCUGAUGGUCAGGAGAGCAGAGGAUAAUCACAUGAGCUAAACCAGGUGUUAGCUUACAAGAUGUGUACAGUGGAAAAAUACAGCCCGCCUAAAGCGGGGUGGGAUUUUUCCUCUGACGUGUGUGUAUAAAAAUAUUGUACGUCCAUUUUGUGGCAGAGCGCUCUCAUGAAUAAAGGCUGACCAUUGCAGAAAGGGGUCUUUGUUUAAUUUAUUUAAACUAUAGAUUUACACCUCUGGGAAUUAUUCAAAGAUUUAAGAAGUGUUUGACUUCAACCAUUGAGAUAACAAAAUUCUCGUGACAGCUUGGUCCUUCGAGCCGGAUAUCAAUACCCAUCUUCUGUCAUUCCGGGGGACACCAAAAACUGUGCACGGGAGGAUGAUAUAUCCGUAUAUACAAAGACCUGACCUCUGAGAUUGAGGGUUAAAUCAGGCCAGUGGUGAACUGGUUCACGACAGAAACAGUGACGAUAUCUAACCAAAAUUGAGUCCUAGCUGCAAGAAUAAGGUCAGUAAUCUUUAUUCAUGUUUUUUGAGGGAAUUGAAUCUGUAACCUGCAGUAAAAAUUAAUAGUUUAAAUUUGCUGUAGUGAGGUUCCGUCAAUAAUCCGAAACGGGAUCGACAUCCCGGUAGCCCGUUUUUAGACGUUUAUCUAGAGAAAACCCAAUGCGCCAGUAUUCUAGAUAAAUAUAAGACGGGGGGGGAGGGGUGUAAGAUCAAAAACGGAGUGUGGGUCCGAAAUUGACUCCAGGUAGUUGAGGCCAUUACCAAAAAUAAACUAAUCUUGUGUUGAGAUAAUUCCCCAUCUCAAUAGUGGACAAGGGGGAAGUGAACUUCGGCGUUUUUAGAAGUUUAUCUAGAGAAAACCCAAUGCGCCAGUAUUCUAGAUAAAUAGAAAACGGGGGUGAAAACUUCAAGGAGGGGACAAAGAUAGGUCGCGUGAGAAAGAAGGUUACUACAAUUGAGUAUUUUAAGAGAGGUAUGGUUUUGAGGGACGUCUGGAUGCAGACAAACUCGAAUCCAUGGUAAAACAGAUACACUAGGUGUGUAAAGGCAGAGCAGAGAGAGAGCGAGUGGAAGGGCUAGAUACGGCCAGGAUGUGGCUCUCUGAGUCUCGAAAGAGAGAGGAGGGUGAGAGACAGAAAAAGGAAGUUAAAGAGAAAGUAAAAAAGGAAGGUCUAAGACAGAACCCACAGCUCCCCCUGUAGAACGGUCUGGAUCCAGAUUAUACCCCUCCUUGGCUUUGGAGCCUCCACCCCCUUACCAGAACCAAGGGGAAGCCGAGGGAGGACAGGGAGGAGGUGAGGAUAAAGAAAAGGAAGAAAGUACAGUUGAGGUUCUUAAGAAACUUUUGGAACAGCAGCAAACCCAAUUGGAAUUGCAGAAAGUAACUAGAGUACUAGGGUACAAUAGGGGCGUCAAGGGACCGAAGGGUGGAAGACCCAGGUCCCUGAGGAGACUUGAACCCCACAAACAAAGUCCAGUUAGGAGGGAAGAACAGGAGGAUUCAGAGCUGAGCUCAGGAGGGAGUCAGUAUGAGUCAGGAGAUGAGGGAGUAGGAGGGGGCCGGUACCCAAUGAUAGCCUUACCCAAUCCAUUGGCAGGGGCUGAGGGAUCCCCGGCAACCUUAGAUGUAUACAGGGCAUGGACCCAGAGAGAUGUGGUCCGAGCCGUAGAAGGGGUGGUACACCCGAAAACAGGAAUAGAGGGAUUCAGGAGAGAUAUGGAAGGGCUCACUGCAAGGUUUAAGUUAAACACGGGGGAAUUGGAAAGGGCAGUGAGACAGAUAGUGGUAGGAAAGGAUUGGGCAGCUGUGAAGGGAGACUGGACCCCAGGAAGGGGGGACAGAGUUAUUUUACAAUGGGCCGUAGAUGGAGAGUAUCGAGAUAAACUUAAUCAACUAUGUAACAAUCUCAGAGAUUACUACCAUAGACAUGCUGAUUUUUCUAAAAUCCAUGAGCGCAAACAGGUAGCAGAUGGACCAUAUCAUCAACAAUUAAAAAUAGCCUUUUUAAGCGGAAUGAGGCCUGAAAUUUCUCAAACAAUAAAAAAAGACCCUGAUUGGCUGGGGCACAGCAACACUGAGGUUAAAAGGUAUGCCGUUCACCAAGAGCAGAACGGGAGAGAAAAGAGGAGUAAGAGAGACCUGAAGGGAGUGCCAACACUCGGGGAGAUAGGAGGCCAGAACAAAGGGGCAGUGUCCUGGAAAUCACAGUCUGUGUUUUUUUUGUCAGUUCUGCUGGGAGUAUAUUUGAUGAAGGGGAUUUGUGUUGAAUGAGAGGCUAGAGAUUUCAUAAAAUAAUAAUUGGAAUAAUAAUUAUAUAUUAACUUGCUCACCCAAACGUAGACAUACGUCAUGAGUGAGACAUAAUUAAUAUGGGUUUCCUGAAUAAACUGACCAGAAGUAAUGUGGUUAAAGACGUAAGUUAUAAUAUUGUACAAAGCCAAUUUAGGGUUUCCAUUAAGGAACGUCAUUUUGUAUCAGAUGGUAAGACGACAAACCAUUGUGAUAGUAGUGGGAUUUAUUUGUCAUUUUAAUCACAUAGAGUGAAUAAAUCUGUCUUUAUGAGUGUGAAUUACUUGUAGCCUACUUAGAAAGGACAGUUGCCUAGAUCUGCUGUAUUCUAAACAAUGACAGAUUGGGGGUUUCAUAAGAGGUGCCUAUAAUUUUAGUUGAUAACAGAGGUAAUGGGAUGUAGUUUAUGACGCCUAGAGAAGCGAAUGUCUUACAGUGGGGGAAAAAAGUAUUUAGUCAGCCACCAAUUGUGCAAGUUCUCCCACUUAAAAAGAUGAGAGAGGCCUGUAAUUUUCAUCAUAGGUACACGUCAACUAUGACAGACAAAUUGAGAUUUUUUUUCCAGAAAAACACAUUGUAGGAUUUUUUAUGAAUUUAUUUGCAAAUUAUGGUGGAAAAUAAGUAUUUGGUCACCUACAAACAAGCAAGAUUUCUGGCUCUCACAUACCUCUAACUUCUUCUUUAAGAGGCUCCUCUGUCCUCCACUCAUUACCUGUAUUAAUGGCACCAGUUUGAACUUGCUUUCAGUAUAAAAGACACCUGUCCACAACCUCAAACAGUCACACUCCAAACUCCACUAUGGCCAAGACAAAAGAGAUGUCAAAGGACACCAGAAACAAAAUUGUAGACCUGCACCAGGCUGGGAAGACUGAAUCUGCAAUAGGUAAGCAGCUUGGUUUGAAGAAAUCAACUGUGGGAGCAAUUAUUAGGAAAUGGAAGACAUACAAGACCACUGAUAAUCUCCCUAGAUCUGGGGCUCCACGCAAGAUCUUACCCCGUGGGGUCAAAAUGAUCACAAGAACAGUGAGCAAAAAUCCCAGAACCACACGGGGGGACCUAGUGAAUGACCUGCAGAGAGCUGGGACCAAAGUAAUAAAGCCUACCAUCAGUAACACACUACGCCGCCAGGGACUCAAAUCCUGCAGUGCCAGACGUGUCCCCCUGCUUAAGCCAGUACAUGUCCAGGCCCGUCUGAAGUUUGCUAGAGUGCAUUUGGAUGAUCCAGAAGAGGAUUGGGAGAAUGUCAUAUGGUCAGAUGAAACCAAAAUAGAACUUUUUGGUAAAAACUCAACUCGUCGUGUUUGGAGGACAAAGAAUGCUGAGUUGCAUCCAAAGAACACCAUACCUACUGUGAAGCAUGGGGGUGGAAACAUCAUGCUUUGGGGCUGUUUUUCUGCAAAGGGACCAGGACGACUGAUCCGUGUAAAGGAAAGAAUGAAUGGGGCCAUGUAUCGUGAGAUUUUGAGUGAAAACCUCCUUCCAUCAGCAAGGGCAUUGAAGAUGAAACGUGGCUGGGUCUUUCAGCAUGACAAUGAUCCCAAACACACCGCCCGGGCAACGAAGGAGUGGCUUCGUAAGAAGCAUUUCAAGGUCCUGGAGUGGCCUAGCUAGUCUCCAGAUCUCAACCCCAUAGAAAAUCUUUGGAGGGAGUUGAAAGUCCGUGUUGCCCAGCGACAGCCCCAAAACAUCACUGCUCUAGAGGAGAUCUGCAUGGAGGAAUGGGCCAAAAUACCAGCAACAGUGUGUGAAAACCUUGUGAAGACUUACAGAAAACCUUUGACCUGUGUCAUUGCCAACAAAGGGUAUAUAACAAAGUAUUGAGAAACUUUUGUUAUUGACCAAAUACUUAUUUUCCACCAUAAUUUGCAAAUAAAUUCAUUAAAAAUCCUACAAUGUGAUUAUCUGGAUUUUUUUUUCUCAUUUUGUCUGUCAUAGUUGACGUGUACCUAUGAUGAAAAUUACAGGCCGCUCUCAUCUUUUUAAGUGGGAGAACUUGCACAAUUGGUGGCUGACUAAAUACUUUUUUUCCCCACUGUAUUGUUGCAACUUUAUUAGGGGGGGCUCUGACUGGGAUGUUCAUGUUGAUGUUAUGUGGAUGUUGGUUAAUUCUGUGUGUGAGAAGUCUUGUGUUCAGGUCUCUGGAGAAAGCAGUGACCCAGCAGAUGCUGAGGUAUGGGCCCAUUCCCGACUCAGACCAAUGGAAUGAACGCUACAUGCCUCCCGCUCUGGUGGAGGAUGCAGAAGAUUUCAAUCCUGAUGAACCUGAAUUGAAUGAGACAAUUUUUUAUGUUUAGUAUGCUAUCUUUUCAAUGAAAGUUAUAGUGAAAAUCCUAACAAGGAGAGUUAAAUUUGAUAGCAUGCAAGACAAAUUGUAUUCUUAUUGUGUGAUUCAUACGAGUGAUUCAUUUUAUAUGCAAAAUAAGUUGUAUGCCUUGUUGUGUGUUUCAUUUUAUAAGAAUGUAUUUUAAAUUUGUGUGUGAAAUUUAGUCAAAGGGUGGAUUGAUAAAGAAAUGUGUGAGUAAGAUAUGACUAAAAUGUCACACCCUCAGUUAAACUAAUAAUGUAUGACUAUUAGUAGACUAGAGCUUAGAGAGUUAAUCAAAUGUGUUUAUAUAAGAUGCAUAUUUGCCCAGCAACAGAGUAUUUGUGUCUUGUAAUUAGGCAAGCAGAAGUGCAAAACGAUUGAAAGAAAUAACAGGAGACCGGUUCCAACACAGGGAGGGGGAGUGUAAAAGGCUUGCAGAAUAUUGUGAGAACAGCGAUAACUAUGUUUGGGAAUAGAGAAAAAAUGCAGCCUGCCCGAGCAAGGAGUAGACUAUGAUAAGAACAUGUGUGUGUGUGUGUGUGUGUGUGUGUGUGUAUGUGUGUGUGUGUGUGUGUGUGUGUGUGUGUGUAUGUGUGACCUGAUGGUCAGGAGAGCAGAGGAUAAUCACAUGAGCUAAACCCAGGUGUGAGCUUACAAGAUGUGUACAGUGGAAAAGUACAGCCCGCCUAAAGCGGGGUGAGAUUUUUCCUCUGACGUGUGUGUAUAAAAAUAUGGUACGUCCAUUUUGUGGCAGAGCGCUCUCAUGAAUAAAGGCUGAUCAUUGCAGAAAGGGGUCUUUGUUUAAUUUAUUUAAACUAGAGAUUUACACCUCUGGGAAUUAUUCAAAGAUUUAAGAAGUGUUUGAUUCCAACCAUUGAGAUAACAAAAUUCUCGUGACAGGUACCCAGAUCCAGCUGUCGAACUCCCAAAUUAAGUAAGUCCUGGCCAUUUUGUUUGUUUUUACCCUACGAUUUCUACUACAUACAGUGGGGAAAAAAAGUAUUUAGUCAGCCACCAAUUGUGCAAGUUCUCCCACUUAAAAAGAUGAGAGAGGCCUGUAAUUUUCAUCAUAGGUACACGUCAACAAUGACAGACAAAUUGAGAAAAGAAAAUCCAGAAAAUCACAUUGUAGGAUUUUUUAUGAAUUUAUUUGCAAAUUAUGGUGGAAAAUAAGUAUUUGGUCACCUACAAACAAGCAAGAUUUCUGACUCUCACAGACCUGUAACUUCUUCUUUAAGAGGCUCCUCUGCCCUCCACUCGUUAUCUGUAUUAAUGGCACCUGUUUGAACUUGUUAUCAGUAUAAAAGACACCUGUCCACAACCUCAAACAGUCACACUCCAAACUCCACUAUGGCCAAGACCAAAGAGCUGUCAAAGGACACCAGAAACAAAAUUGUAGACCUGCACCAGGCUGGGAAGACUGAAUCUGCAAUAGGUAAGCAGCUUGGUUUGAAGAAAUCAACUGUGGGAGCAAUUAUUAGGAAAUGGAAGACAUACAAGACCACUGAUAAUCUCCCUCGAUCUGGGGCUCCACGCAAGAUCUCACCCCGUGGGGUCAAAAUGAUCACAAGAACGGUGAGCAAAAAUCCCAGAACCACACGGGGGGACCUAGUGAAUGACCUGCAAAGAGCUGGGACCAAAGUAACAAAGCCUACCAUCAGUAACACACUACGCCGCCAGGGACUCAAAUCCUGCAGUGCCAGACGUGUCCCCCUGCUUAAGCCAGUACAUGUCCAGGCCUGUCUGAAGUUUGCUAGAGUGCAUUUGGAUGAUCCAGAAGAGGAUUGUGAGAAUGUCAUAUGGUCAGAUGAAACCAAAAUAUAACUUUUUGGUAAAAACUCAACUCGUCGUGUUUGGAGGACAAAGAAUGCUGAGUUGCAUCCAAAGAACACCAUACCUACUGUGAAGCAUGGGGGUGGAAACAUCAUGCUUUGGGGCUGUUUUUCUGCAAAGGGACCAGGACGACUGAUGGUGUAAAGGAAAGAAUGAAUGGGGCCAUGUAUCGUGAGAUUUUGAGUGAAAACCUCCUUCCAUCAGCAAGGGCAUUGAAGAUGAAACGUGGCUGGGUCUUUCAGCAUGACAAUGAUCCCAAACACACCGCCCGGGCAACGAAGGAGUGGCUUUGUAAGAAGCAUUUCAAGGUCCUGGAGUGGCCUAGCCAGUCUCCAGAUCUCAACCCCAUAGAAAAUCUUUGGAGGGAGUUGAAAGUCUGUGUUGCCCAGCGACAGCCCCAAAACAUCACUGCUCUAGAGGAUAUCUGCAUGGCGGAAUGGGCCAAAAUACCAGCAACAGUGUGUGAAAACCUUUUGAAGACUUACAGAAAACGUUUGACCUGUGUCAUUGCCAACAAAUGGUAUAUAACAAAGUAUUGAGAAACUUUUGUUAUUGACCAAAUACUUAUUUUCCACCAUAAUUUGCAAAUAAAUUCAUAAAAAAUCCUACAAUGUGAUUUUCUGGAUUUUUUUUCCUCAUUUUGUCUGUCAUAGUGUCACGCCCUGGCUCUGGGGACACUUGUAUGUUGAGCCAGGGUGUGCAUUUCAUUUUUUUAUCUAGUAUGUGUAUUUCUAUGUUGGCCUGAGUGGCUCCCAAUCAGAGGCAACGAGUGUCAGCUGUCGUUGGUUGUCUCUGAUUGGGAGCCAUAUUUAAACUGUCUGUUUCCCGUUUGUGGGAUCUUGUUUCAAGUCUGUUUAUGUUAGACCGUGAACUGUCACGUAUCGUUUGUUGUUUUGAUCGUGUCUCUAAUUAAAGAGUAUGUUUGCCUGCAACGCUGCGCCUUGGUCCUCUGUUCCCGACGAACGUGACACAUAGUUGACGUGUACCUAUGAUGAAAAUUACAGGCCUCUCUCAUCUUUUUAAGUGGGAGAACUUGCACAAUUGUUGGCUAACUAAAUACUUUUUUUCCCCACUGUACAUGCCAGCACCCACACACAACCCACCUGUUAAUUAAUAUUUGUUAGUGGUUAAUACUCUGUUUGAUGUAUUGUGUGGGGUCUUUUUAUUUUUGUUUUAGUGGGUUUUUCACAGGUUAGAAAGGAUGCUGUACACAAAUGACAUUUUCUGAAGUUUCUAUUGUCAGAGUUUUGGUUGCACACAUGUACAUUCUCUUGACAAGAAAUGUACUGAAAAACCCAAUGUAAACCUGAUACACAAAAUGUUUUAAAUGUUUUAAAUAUCUUAAAAAUAAGGCCUGAUCACCCUCACUAGAAAGAUUGGAGACAUUGGGUGAGAUUUAACUGGGCUAUGUAAACACAAAUAAUUAAGAAGAAGUUUAUAAUUUAUCAAUAGUCCUAUGUUUCGGACCACGAGAAGGACAGAGAGAGAGCGCUGCCCCUGAAUGAGGGACACCUAUCUCUAGUCUAUUUUACCAUUACCUUAUGGGAAACAAUUAUUUCCUUAUGGAGUUAUCAAGAGUUGUAACUCUAAUUUGAUUUGUUUUUCUAAUUUGUUUAUUUUUUAUUUAACAGGCAGUGUUGUUGUUUUUUUGGAUGCAUUAAUCACGAUGUGAGUCAUGUGUCCAAAGGGGGAAUUACCAGUCCCCUGGGGUACUAAAUAUGCAAAUGUUAUUAUUCACAUAAAAGGAAUAAAUAUAUGUUGGUAAUUGUUGACAGUUACUACAAAUGGAUUUAAGAAUUUGUCUGGAUUUCCUGAAUCAGGUAGUAGUAAUAAUUUGUCAUACAGUAAAUCAUUUGUCUAGAUUUCCUGAAUCAGAAAUGCCCUAAACUAAACAGUUGUUCUGGUCUGUCCUCUCUUGAGGUUAUGGCGAAGGUGACCACAGAUGGUAUCUAGAUGCAUGGAAGGGAUAAUGUGACCAAGAACAGUGUGAAGCAAUGGCGACAAUGGCGUUCAAUAUGGUCCUUCUCCACUUCUACCCUGAGACCUGAGUCCAAGCCAGCAACCUGUACACAUCAUCCAGUCGAAGCUAUCAACUGCUUUUUCUCUCAUGCCGUUUCUCUCAGACUGCAACAUGAGUCCACAUGGAGUGAGCAUGGAGAGAGAUCCCGUACAAACUUGCUUGUGUACUGGUAGGAAAAUGGACAAGACAUAAUGGACUGUAAAGGACAGUGGCGGUUCAGGUGAGAGACAUUAUCAAGGGCCAUCCACUUUGAACAUGUGCCAUUGGGAGGACAAACUGAAACACUAUCUGAAGAAGAACAUGAAGAAAUGCCAGAAGGAUGAGUGCCCGGGAGGGAGGGGGGUGGUCUACCGUGCCCGUAAUUGAUUUAGGCUUAUCCAAAAUUGUUUAUUUGGGGUAUCAUGUUGAUUGCGGAGGUCUGCACACAGUAAAAUGUAUAGUAAUUUAGACAAAAAAUGUAUUGAGAUACCAAUCUGUCAAGUGAUGAGAAAAGUGAAUGCUAGAAAUAUGAGAUGAAUAUACUGUAAGUCAAUGUAAAUGUACAUUCUGCCAGUAUCAGUGUGUGCUAAGUUGAAGGUCUUAAAUUAAAGUGAUAGAACCAACGUGAAGCACUAAGGACUGUCAUUCUAAAUUUGGGUUGGAUAAUUUAUCAAUAGUUAUAAUUAUGAUUUGGAAAGGCGAGGCUUCUAGAAACAGAGCUAUGCCCCUAAAUUGUCACUAGAUUGUAGCUUGGGCUAACCUUGGCCCAAUCUCAUUCUUAUCAAGGUUGGUGUGAAACUGUUAUAACAUGUGUUCUCUCUCUUCCCUGUGAAAGUCAAUAUGCAUGUGCCCUAGACCAAAUUCAGGAGAUAUCUAUAGACGUAGAGAAAAUUGGCAAUGCUAAAAAAAUGGUGUAAAUUGGCUCUGCAAAAAAGAGAGGCUCAUGACUAUCUUUUGGCAGGUCAAGGGGGCACUUGUGCAAUCAUUGGCGAUGAAUGUUGUACUUUUGUCCCAGAUCACUCUUCUAAUAUGACUGAUCUCGCUGAAUACAUUGCCACUGUUGUUAAGAAUAAUUCCCCACAACCAGAGUGGAUGCCUGCAACUUGGUUGGAAUCCCUGUUUGGAAGUUGGGGAUCCCAAAUUGCCAAAUGGGCUGCAGCGUGUGUUUUUUUCUUAGUUCGUCAAAAUUGUGUUAUUCAACAUGGUGUGUAUGUGUGUGUAUUUUUCAUGAAUUCACUCCCAUUAAUAGAAGUAUAUCCUUUAUUAUGAUGAUAGUAUUACCAUACAAAUUAGAUUGUACAACCCAGAAUAAAGGGUUUGAAAUGAUGAAGUGUUUAGUUUUCUUCUGUGUUGAUUUCCCUUACUCAAAUAGGAGCAUAGAAUAUUUUGAUGUAGAAGCUAAAAUCUAAAUGCUUACAUUAAAAUGUAAUGAUUAUUAUCACACAAGUGAUAAGAGGAUGGAAUGUGAUGGAAAAUGGUAAAUGUUACGUUGGUGCUUUCUAUUUACCAAUUUCUGUGUUCUAUGUUUGUGCUUUUCUAAUAUCCGUUUUCUGUGUUCAUGCAAGUGACUGAUUGAACAAACCCUCACUAUCAGUAACUGCAAUUUGGCAGUACGCCCUGACCCUUCUUUUGAGAACAAAAUAUAUCUCAGUUUCAAGGUCUCAGCUUAGAGAAGCCUUGUGAGGUAUUGGUCUGUCACAUGCAUGAAGCAAACGUUAAUGAUGAAUUCAUUAUGAAUGAAUAAGAUAAAACAAGUGAGAUAUACUGUACCAUUGGCAUUUCUUCUCCUCACCUCUUCUCUCCUCUCCUCUCCUCUGCUCUGCUCUGCUCUCCUCUCCUCUCCUCUCCUCUCCUCCCUCUUGUCUCAGCUGAAGGCCUGUUUGGGGAUGCAGGUAGUGGCCUGUGUAGUGUCAGUGUUCAACUUGAUAGUCUCUGUAUCAAACAUGGAAGGACCCCAGUGGAGGCUCCUCAGAGGAGGAAGGGCAGGGCCAUUCUCCUCAGUGAAUUUCAUAACAAUUAUCCUUUUUAGAUAAAACUAUACUACAUAUAAUCACGUCACCAAAUAACUGAUUAAAACACACUAUUUUACAAGAAGGUCUACAGUAGCCUCAACAGCACUCUGUAGUGUAGCACCAUGGUGUAGCCGGAGGACCGCUAGCUUCCGUCCUCCUCUGGGUACAUUGACUGCAAUACAAAACCUAGGAGGCUCAUGGUUCUCACCCCCUUCCACAGACUUACACAGUAAUUAUGACAACUUCCGGAGGACGUCCUCCAGCCUAUCAGAGCUCUUGCAGCAUGAACUGUCAUGUUAUCCAACCAAUCAAAGGAUCAGAGAAUAAAUCUAGUACUGAAAGCAUAAACUACUGCUAGCUAGCACCGCAUUGUAUAAAAUGUGGUGAGUAGUUGACUCAAAGAGAGAGAAAGACAAUAGUUGAACAGUUUUAAACAAAUUAAUUUAUUCCAAAAUGAAGGAGAAGCAAGAGAGAAAUAGAGAGAUUUCAUUGUUUUAUUUUUCACUUUCAUUUUCACUUACUUAGCUAGCAAAUGAAGCUAGCUAGUUUAGCCUACUGAAACAACCUGCUCAAACAGAGGGAUGCUAUGUUAGCUAGGUGGCUAUGAACUUUCCAACACAACACUGGAACUCUUCCAAGUCAAGGUAAGCUUUCGAUAUUAGUAAUUUAUUGCCACCGGGGCCCGCCGGUGUAACUGCUUACUGACUGUACAAUAAUGUUACUGCAUGAUUGUAGUGGGUUUACUAACUCGUUAGUUCUAUUAGCUAUGCUGACUAUGACGUUACUUUAGCUAAUAUGGUGACAACGAUGUAAGCUGUGUGUAGCAGUUUGGCUUGGAAAGGUUUUUUCACGUGGUCACAUACAGCUGAUGGGUUGUGCAUUGAAGUCCACAAGCGAAGGGAAGAGAAAGGAAUGCAACGUGGCUGUUAUGAGAGUGAACUCUGUUUACGGGUGAUCGGGGUGUAUUCAUUCUGCUGGUUCUGUUGAAAAAUGUUCCUUAAACGGAAGCAAACGGAACAAAACGGGGAUAAACAUAUCUGAAUUUGUCCGAUAGAAACUCUCGUUUGCAACUGUUGGACUAAUAAUUACACCCUGUAUCAGCUAGAUGCAAGGCAAGAGUGUGCAAGGUGGUAUUGAAUUGUCUCUCGACCUGUGUGCACCUACGUUGUAAACUUUCAUUUAUAGGCUAGCUUGUAGCAACCUCAUGAUGGGUAUAGGGGAAAUGUGAGUAUCAUGUCGUAGCCUAAACCUAUCGCUGUUACAUUGAACUGGGUGAAUGGAAUAUGAAUGAGAGUCGUCUAAUAUUCUGUAAUAGAAAUACGGCCAUGGUCAUGAAAAAAAAUGUGUCCUCCCUCAUCUUAAAUGGCACUAACCGCCACUGAAGGACCCAAUUAUGUCUGCUGGAAAUAUGGUCUAGGCAACCGCACUGAUUACCACAAAACUUGCCUUUCAUUUGAUGUGAGUAUUUACAGUAUUUACAGUAUGUGUUGGAUAUAAUUCAACGUAAAUGCAGCAGUGAUGCUUAUAUUAGAUGUUAAAGUGGGCUGAGAUUGAGAAAGUCCUAUCAAAUGGUACAUGCAAAUAUUACUUAUUAAAUGUGUAGAGGCAAAUACACAAUAUAUAUAAAAGUACAGUGGAUUCGGCUAUUUCAGCCACACCCAUUGCUGACAGGUGUAUAAAAUCGAGCACACAGCCAUGCAAUCUCCAUAGACAAACAUUGGUAGUCGAAUGGCCUUACUGAAGAGCACAGGAUGCCACCUUUCCAACAAGUCAGUUCAUCAAAUUUGUGCCCUGUUUGAGCUUCCCCAUCAACUGUAGGUGCUGUUAUUGUGAAGUGGAAACAUGUUGAAGCAACAACGGCUCAGCCGCGACGUGGUAGGCCACACAAUCUCACAGAACAGGACCGCCAAGUGCUGAAGCGUGUAGUGGGUAGAAAUCGUCUGUCCUCGGUUGCAACACUCACUGCUGAGUUCCAAACUGCCUCUGGAAGCAACGUCAGCACAAUAACUGUUCAUCGGGAGCUUCAUGAAAUGGGUUUCCAUGGCAAGCAACUGCACACAAGCCUAAGUGUGGCAAGCUUCACCAUCUGGCAGUCCGACUGACGAAUCUGGGUUUGGUGGAUGCCAGGUGAAUGCUACCUGUCCCCAAUGCAUAGUGCCAACUAUAAUGUUGAGUGGAGGACGAAUAAUGGGGGUAUGUCUGUUUUUCAUUGUUCGGGCUAGGCCCCUUAGUUCCAGUGAAAGGAAAUCUUAACGCUACAGCAUAAAAUUACAUUGUAUACCAUUCUGUUCUUCCAACUUUGUGGCAACAGUUUGGGGAAGGCCCUUUUCUGUGUCAGCAAGAUAAUGCCCCCAUGCACAAAAUAAGGUCCAUACAGAAAUGGUUUGUCGAGAUCGGUGUGGAAGAACUUGACUGGCCUGCACAGAGCCCUGACCUCAACCCCAUCGAACUCCUUUGGGAUUAAUUGGAACGCCGACUGCAAAUUCAGGCCUAAUCGCCCAUCAUCAGUGCCCAACCUCAUUAAUGCUCUUGUGGCUGAAUGGAAGCAAGUCCCCGCAGCAACGUUCCAACAUCUAGUGGAAAGCCUUCCAGAAGAGUGGAUGCUGUUAUAGCAGCAAAGGGGGGACCAACUCCAUAUUAAUUCCCAUGAUUUUGGAAUGAGAUGUUUGACGAUUUUGGUCAUGUAGUGUAUGUCAUACAAUAGGAAAAAAACAUUAAAGAAAGUACACAAUGCUCCAAUUCUUGUCAACAGAAUUCCGCUAUACAUUACUUUGCUGAGUUGGUCCUGAUACAUACUGCUCUCAUCGCUAUCUCUGUCACGCUGGCUGCCUACUGCUGCAAGGUGGUCAACUGCUGCUCCCCGGGACCACGAAUGGUGAGUCAGUGUAGAAAUGGAACCUCUAGAAUCAGAAAGGGCCAUAAGUCCGUUUUGGCAAAUGCCAGACGGGUCCAUUGGCCAAUAGGCCAGUCUAAAUUGUGGUUUUAGCGCAGAAUUAUCAUGAUUGGCUUAUGAUGAGGACAACAAGGGAAUAAAAUUGUCCAGUGACUUAGAAAUGCCCACGCCAAUUUCUGGUCUCAUCCAGUCCAUCCCUGCCUAGAACAGACAUCACCUUGAAAUGCAAAGUUUGGUUGGAGGCCUACCAAUACUAUGCCUGUGGUGUGUCUAGAAUGGGCUGAGUGGCCUGUUCACAUCACUCAAAUAUUGUAUUUGUCCAGAUACCAAACAGAACAUCUGCAUUAUCAUCAGAAAUGGAAUGUUGUUAUAACAUGACGGUUAUAACCUCUUAAUUGAGUGUGUGAGUUCUCUCUUCUAGCCGGUGAUCACAGUCCAAGUCCCUCUUGCUCAGCAAUGA